GGGCAGGGCCGGAGGCUGGGGUGCCGCCUCCUCUGCAACGCCGGGGCCGGAGUCUUAGAACCCAGGGCCCGUAGGGGUCCCCGCGGCUGCCGCGAUGCAGAAAUACGAGAAACUCGAGAAGAUUGGGGAAGGCACCUAUGGAACAGUAUUCAAGGCCAAAAACCGAGAGACCCAUGAGAUUGUGGCUCUGAAACGGGUGAGGCUGGAUGACGAUGAUGAGGGAGUGCCGAGCUCAGCCCUUCGGGAAAUCUGCCUACUCAAAGAGCUGAAGCACAAGAACAUCGUCAGGCUUCAUGACGUCCUGCAUAGCGACAAGAAGCUGACUUUGGUUUUUGAGUUCUGUGACCAGGACCUUAAGAAGUAUUUCGACAGCUGCAAUGGUGACCUAGAUCCUGAAAUUGUAAAGCUUCCUUCCAGAAGGUCUGAUGCUCUCCCCCUGCCACCCCUCUCCACCCCACAGUCCUUCCUCUUCCAGCUGCUGAAAGGCCUGGGAUUCUGUCACAGCCGCAAUGUACUGCACAGGGACCUGAAGCCCCAGAACCUGCUGAUAAACAGGAACGGGGAGCUGAAAUUGGCCGAUUUUGGCUUGGCUCGAGCCUUUGGGAUCCCAGUUCGCUGUUACUCAGCUGAGGUGGUCACGCUGUGGUACCGCCCACCGGAUGUCCUCUUUGGGGCCAAGCUGUACUCCACGUCCAUCGACAUGUGGUCGGCCGGCUGCAUCUUUGCAGAGCUGGCCAACGCGGGGCGGCCUCUUUUCCCGGGCAAUGACGUAGACGACCAGUUGAAGAGAAUCUUCCGGCUUCUGGGGACACCAACCGAGGAGCAGUGGCCUGCCAUGACCAAGCUGCCAGACUAUAAGCCCUACCCGAUGUACCCGGCCACAACGUCCCUGGUGAAUGUCGUACCCAAGCUCAAUGCCACAGGGAGGGACCUUCUACAGAACCUCCUGAAAUGUAACCCCGUCCAGCGCAUCUCGGCAGAGGAAGCCCUGCAACACCCCUACUUCUCCGACUUCUGCCCCCCGUAGGCUCCAGGACCUUGGCCGGGCUGGGGCCUGGCCUAUUUAAGCCCCCUCCCGGGAGGGGAGGAAAAGCCGGGGGUGCACGGGGUGCUGAGCUCCAGCUGUGCUGGGCCCGGCCGGGGUGGGGGUGCCCCGGCCCGUGUUCUUCGCUCCCUCCGUGGACUUUAUUUAAUUUCAUAAAUUGGCUCCUUUCCCACA
Prionailurus viverrinus (fishing cat) is the source of this 1219-nucleotide messenger RNA. RefSeq names its product cyclin dependent kinase 5 (gene CDK5). The record is from RefSeq and is a predicted model, not a curated record. Lineage: Eukaryota; Metazoa; Chordata; Mammalia; Carnivora; Felidae. Gene Ontology annotation, cellular component: cytoplasm; nucleus. Gene Ontology annotation, biological process: protein phosphorylation; synaptic vesicle transport; neuron apoptotic process. The coding region runs from base 95 to 1027 and encodes 310 amino acids. Gene Ontology annotation, molecular function: ATP binding; cyclin-dependent protein serine/threonine kinase activity. The transcript has 12 exons.